This is a messenger RNA of Rubroshorea leprosula, 835 nucleotides long. NCBI's taxonomy places the organism in Eukaryota, Viridiplantae, Streptophyta, Magnoliopsida, Malvales, Dipterocarpaceae. The record is from the annotation of a GenBank genome assembly.
AAAUGCAGCUGCUUCUCCAACCCAUCUGAAUCCUACUACUCCACUCUUCACUCCUUCACAUUUACACUUCAUCUUUUCCCCACUCAUGGCUCCACCUUCCAUACCAGGAGCUUCAAGCUUCACUCGCUCAGAGCAAUGGCUUCUAACGGUAGCAACAGCUCUGGUCUGUGGGUUCUUGUGUUAUGUAGUCUAUGAUGCAAUAAUGGCUACAGCAUCUGAGCUGCUGCAACGUUUGUUGGUAAUAUCCCCACUUCUCUUGGUGAUUGUGGUUCACUGGCUGUCCACUGGCAGCAGCCUCAGCAUCCCCAUGCCAGGGUCUGAGCCUGGUGCCAUCCACCGAGCUGGGGGCUCACCUUGGGGGGUUGCCUUUGUGCUGUUCCUUCUUUGCUUUCUCAUAUCCUACCAGCCUUCUCUGCAUAACCUUAUCUUUUGAGUGACGCAACUUAACUAAGUGAAGUUUUCUUCUCCUGUUGGUCAAACUUCAUCAGUAGUUUCUAAACUUGGAAGUCAUAUGUCAGGAGAGAAUCACCUUGAAUCUCUUUCUUGACUCCGCUCUUUUCUUUUAUAAAUUGUAAUGUUAACGGGAGAAGUUGAAUGUAUUGCUUCCUUUCAACUUAAUUUUACUUCCUUGCAGGCUGCAGCAUCUAUUUAUGCUAGUAUAAUAUUUCAGGGUGCGUUUUUCCUUUGAUCUUUGUUGGAACAAAGUAAGGGUAGGUACUAAUAUUUUAGGAUACCGCUGCUCCCAAGAUUUUCCAAGGAAAAUUGAGAACAUUAGAGCUUUGGUUUGUUGUUUGCUUUGUUUUUCCAUUUACUUGAAUUAAGAUAAUUACUCUAU